Symbiodinium necroappetens is the source of this 2125-nucleotide messenger RNA. The record is from the annotation of a GenBank genome assembly. NCBI's taxonomy places the organism in Eukaryota, Dinophyceae, Suessiales, Symbiodiniaceae.
GAAUGUAGCACCGAGCGCUUCGAGGACAGAGGUGCUUUCGCAGGAGGACCUCGUCGACUAUUCUGACCAGGAGGCUCCCGUGAAGAUUCAGCAGCAACUUCCCGGUUCAGAGCAUUGGCACACUUCCCGGCCAGCUUCAAGCGAGCGGCUUGAGGCUUUCCAAGCCUUGCAGCGAUUGCACCAAAGGAAGGACUUCUCUGGCUCGCCAGAUGGUGUGGCCAGUCAGGUGAUGCCAGCAUUCUUGGCAUCAACUGCCCAGUCCACAUUCUAUGAGACUCAGGCCGGCAAGGCUGGAGCAGACGUUUCUGGGCGCCGCCUCAGGUCGGAGUUGACGAGUGAGGAGGCCUUUUCAACACUGCGCGCCGAUGCUCGGCGCCUUUUGGCUGCCAGGCGAUCGUCUGACGUCACCGAGCCUGAACUGGAAGCAAAGGUGAAUGACUUCCUCAAGCGAUCCUGGGCAAACAUCGUGACAAAUGCGACAGUGCCACCACUCGACCGCCCAAUUUCAGGAGGUGAUGGUGCGGAGCAGCCUCCCAAAAAGCGUGAUGCCAAAGGCACUGGAUCGAAGGACCUCGUCCUUGCUGACCUCCUGCAGGUCCAGCACGAGCAGCCGGCCGGCGUGCCUUGUCACAAUCAAAGUGCCUUCGAGGGCGAUUUCAGGUCGUGCUUGCAAGCAUGGGAGUUUGCGAUAAUCGCCGUGAAAGCGCUAGGCGUGGCUCCGGAGACCCCUCGCGUCGCUGUCGCUGCCGAUGGCGAGGCGCGACGGCGCUAUGCGGAGACAGCUGCUUUGGACGAGGUCGUCAUCGGCUGGCACGCGGGCUCUGCGGAUCCAACGCCCAUCCGGCUUGUGAGAAAAGGAAAGGAAUUGGUGCAGGGAGAAGUCUUCGAAACACAAAGUGACGAAAUUCGUAGGGAGUACCCAGAUGCUCCGAUUGCCAAAGCCCACCGCGCCAAGUACAACUGGGUUGCAGAGACCGCAGGGAACCGCUUUACAAGAGAUCCCACAAAGAUGCUUCCCGUAGUGCGCACAUCGGGAAUGAUUGGGAAAUGGUGUUGCGACGUCUGUGGCAAGACCGCUUGCGGGCAGUUGUUUGUCUUCCGAGCAUUUCUCCGAAAAGAGCAUUUACGUGGUUCCACAGACAGGCGCUUAGAUACGUUCGUGGCCUACAUCUCCUUCCGCUGCGGCCGCGGCUUGUUGGGACAGCUCACGGAGUACACGCGCUUCAAAGAAGAGGUUUACAGCCUGACUACAAGCGCGGUGGAUAUCGAUGAUGCUCGUUCUCAGUUGGAAGAGUCCAUGCGUCGCAGCAGCCGCGAGGACCGGCAGUUUCUGAUUGACGAGUUGGAAAGACUGGCUGGAGUUGGUGUUUUCGGCGCCACCAAGACGGCAGAGAUGGAAUCUGUGGAGCAGAUGAUGCCUGGUCAAGGCAUGGUUCUCAUGCGCAGUGCCGAGGACGUUUUCCGCGCGAUGGCUCGGACCCUUGCGCCACGUGUCAACGCACGGCUUCUUGCAGCCGCGGCCGUGGCAGUUACGGAGGAAGCGCAGCUGGAGGGCUACCUGAAAGGUGCCGCAGCGAGCCUCGGGGCCGGUGGGCCGUUGCCGCAGGCCCCUUUGAGGUCAUCGUUCCGGGAGGUGGUCAACUGCAUCGAAGCCGUACUCCGUGCUUCUAACGGAGAAGAUGCUGGCUGCCUGCGAGUGGAGCUGGCGUGUUCUUGGGACUCCAGCAUCAAGGCGUUCGGUCCUGCCAAAGCCGCUGUGACCAUUCGCCUUGGCUACCUGCAAGCGAGGAAGGCGUUGCAUGCAUUUGCACCGUCGGCAAGGCUAUCCAAAGAAGAGGCCUCGGCGCUGCAGCAUCGUCUCGAGCAGGUGUCUGGGGCCCUUGCAGCUGCGCCGCAUGCAGCGGAAACAGACCGGCGCCUGAGCGGAGCGCCAGCCCCACUGCCGGCCACCCUCCGCCCUCGCCAUAUCGGCCGGGCAGAGAGUUUGGGUUAUGGUUGGCAUGCUGCUGACUGGGCACAGAGGCUGAAGGCGGAACGUUGCGACAUAUCUGGGACGUCGUCUUGUACCAAGCAUCACGCAGCUGUUGCUCAAGAUAGGUUGAGCUGCAGAAUUGCCUGCAGAUAG